Molecule: messenger RNA, 5560 nt
Organism: Monodelphis domestica (gray short-tailed opossum)
Lineage: Eukaryota; Metazoa; Chordata; Mammalia; Didelphimorphia; Didelphidae
Gene: LRIF1
Product: ligand dependent nuclear receptor interacting factor 1
Biological process (GO): regulation of DNA-templated transcription
Molecular function (GO): nuclear retinoic acid receptor binding
Source: RefSeq, a predicted model, not a curated record
GCUUCCCUCUGGCUUGUUCCUUCGGUGGGUGGGGUCGAAAGGGCUGGGUUCACUUAGUCACCGUCUUACUUCCCUGCCCUGGAAGUCCAGCCCCUCCCUUCCGGCCAUAAUCAAUCCAUCGCCCCCAAGCCGCCCCUACAGUGUGACCCGUAACCGGAGCUGGUGCGCGGAAGCUCCGCCCCGCUACUACCGCAGCCAACUCCGACAUCCGGGGCUUACGCCACAGCCCCUCCCACCCGCAGCUUUCUCAGUGCGGCACCCUCUCAGUGCGGCCCUGGGCGGGGUUUCAGACGCCUCACGUCCACUUCCCGGGGGCAGUAACCGAGGUCGCCCUAGGGGGGAGAGGGGAGUCCCUCGCUCCAGGACACAGAAACUGGCAUCCCUACCAGGGUUGUGGUGGCUCCUGCCCUUGAUCUCGGCCCCCGUGCCGAAUCCCCGGGAGCUCGCGCCCAUUCUUGUCCAUACGCCCCGUCCCCGGGCCCCCACCCUCCGCCCCAUCCCUGUCCCUAGAAUGUCCAACCUGCCGAGGGUCGUCCUGAAACCCCCCGAGGACGUUUCAGGCAGCGCCGCCCCGCCAUGUAUUGCAGGCUGCAUGUACCAAGUAGUUCAGACGACUGGCCUGGAUGGAAAAAAUCUUCUGAAAUUGCUUCCAAUUCCCAAUUCCUCUGGAAAUCUUAUGCCACUAGUUCAAUCUUCAGUCACAUCUGAUACUUCAAAUGGGAAUAUAUCAAAUCCAGUUCAUGUUACUAUUCAGACUCAACUUGCUAGCUCUCCUGCAAAUGCAUCCAUUCAAUUUCCUGUUUUUCAGACAACCAAUUCUGGAAAUUAUAUCCUUUCAAGAGCAGUUGAUAAAUCUGAAAAUGUUAGAGUAGCUUCUGUGGGGAAAGAAAGUUUGACUUCUUCAUGUUCAACAGUUCAGAAUAAUGCUAUGAAAGUUGAAAGACUGGCCUUGCAAAAAAUUGCCGUUUCUCCUGCAACUCCUCAAAGUGAUACAACAUACAUGUUAGUAAAUACUAAGAACCUGCCAGUGACUGUAAAGUCUCCUGUAUUACCUUAUGGGCACCAUUUACAGAUUCCAGCUAAUGCUGAAGUAAAAUCUGUACCAGCAUCAUCUUUGCCACCUCCAAUUCAGCAGAAGAUACUUGCAGCUGCAGCUACAAAUACCUCAGGAACAACAGAAGCUUCAAAAGUACCAACUGUUAUUUAUGUGUCUCCAGUAAAUACAGUAAAAUCUGUAGUUUCUAAGACCUAUAAAAAUAUUUGUCCCAAGCCUCCAAAUCCUACAGAACCUGCAAAGUCCAUGGUUCUAAACACUUCACAAACAUCAGUAAAAAAUCCUGGUACAGAUGUAUCUAAUAAUGAAGGCCAGCAAUCUCGAGAUGCACCAAUGAAAUGGGUUGUACGAGAAAAUCCACAGUCUACCCCAUGUCUUGUUCCUGUCAAGUCUUCAAACAACAUGGCUUCAAAGAUCUUAAAAACAUUGAUGGAUAUGAAGAAUGUUGAAACUGGUUCUCUGAAUAUGUCAUCAUUAUGUUCAAGCACUUCAAGUGGGACUCAAGCAAAAAUUACUCCCAUUAAAGAUAAUGCUUUGGUUAUGUUUAAUGGGAAAGUCUAUCUCUUGGCUAAGAAGGGGUCAGAAGUUUUGCCAUCACAAACUGAUCAACAGAAUUCUGCUGCUCCUGAUGCUUCACCAAGAAAAGACACAUCACAGAUAUCUAAUUCCAGUUCAAUCACUAAUGAGGUUGUAAAUAUUGUCUUGGCAAAAAAUAAGACUGCCCCCCAGAAGGAGACAAAGUUACUUUCGGAUACACAACUUGCUUCUGAACCUGCUCCAAAUCUAGAGAAAAAUAAUAAAGUGGAGUGUGCUUCUCUUUCUGCCCUGAACCCACAGCAUGCUAAGCAGCCCAUUAGCCAUGUAGAGCAGUGUAAUACUGUGCCCAUAAAACUAAACUUACCAGAUGUGAUCAGUCCUGUACAGAAUGCCAUAAAAGAGACGAGUAUCAACCACACGAAAGAGGCAGGUUCUGCUGAUGAUCCAACCAUUACAUCCCAACACUGUGUUCCCACACAUCAAGAACCAAAGAACCAGGGUGAGAUGGCACUUGUUUUGGAGACACAUUUUCAAAGCAGAAGUCAAAAGGAAUCAUGUCGGAGGGAGUAUGCUGAAUUAAGAAAGAAAUUUGGUAUCACAAAAGAUUUGAAAGUGAACCUUACCCGAAUUCUUGCAUUUGACUCCACAACAAGUUUAUAUUCCCCUAGCAGUUUGACAAACAGUGUUUCUUCUAAAGAGUCAGAGAUUAUUGUGGAUCUAACAACUGGGAACGAUGAAGAGAGCCAGGAGCUUAUAUUACAACAGGACUUGGAUAAGAAAAGAAAAGCAAAAACUGUGAUUAUGGAGGACAAUACCAAGAAGAAGAAAUCUGGGAAUGAUGGGAGCACAUCUGGGCUCAUAGGAACUGAUAGCACCAGUCCUCAAAUUCUUAACAGUAUUUCACCUGACUCAGCUUUAUCACUACAUAGUAGUAACCUCAUUGGUUACACCAAGUUUAGUGAAGAGAAUUCUUCUGAGCUAGAACUACCUAAUCAAGAUGGUCUUGACAGAAGUACAGAUAGUCCGGCAUCUGCUUCUUUUGAACAAGACCCUCCAGACAGUCAGGACUGUUAUAUUGAUGAUAGUUUCCCUACAACAUUGCCAGAAUUGGAUGAAACUAUAAGAGAUGAAAAAAUAAAAAGACUUAAGCAACUAUUGAAAGAAAGAGAAGCAGCUCUUGAAGAAAUUCGUAAAAAGAUGCAACAAAGUUAAAAAUGUAGUUGUUGACUUGAAAGGAUCUUAAUGAAGUGUUUAUUUCCCCCUUCCCCUUGUGGUUUUGUAUAAAUUAUUUAAAUGUACAGGUAAUGUGAAAGUCUUUUUGAAUCUAAAACAUUGUUUUUGUCACUGGAUUAUUGAAUGUGUUUAAAGGAGAUAAAAGAGACUGAAGUAGAACUGUUCGUUCCAAGUUGUUCUAACUUGGAAUAUCUACAUUUUGUCUUAGAUGUGAUUUUUGUAAUGGAAAAUUUGAUACUUUUAUAUCAUUUUCAUUUGAACUUUCCAAGUCUAAGCUUGUACAGUUGUCAUGUUGUGUCUUUUGGAUAUUAACUUUCCAAUAGUUAAUUUUGAUAAGACUCCCCAAAUCCUAUAAUCUGAGCUCUACCACAGAAUUCUCUAGAUAACUUUGGGAAGGUUGCAUAAUGAUUUAUGUGGUCUCCUUAUCUGUAAAAUGAAGAUAAUGAUACCUGUUCUCCUACCUCACUCAUAUAUUGAGGAUUGGAUGAUACAUAUAUUUUUUUACUCCAUGGAAGAAAGGUAUUACAACCUCAAUAUUUAAGUGUUACAGAUUUUUUCUUAAAGAUGAGGAACUUAUAUUUUGUAGCUUUUACCAGAUUGCUUAGUGUAAUCCAAAACAUUUUUGAACCUGGCAUUAGAAUAUAUUGUAUCCUUGAAGUGGGAAUUUCCAUUAUGACUGAGCUAAUGUUUCUUUCUUUUUUUUUUUUCAAAAUACACCUUUUACCUGGAGUGGAAUAUAAAGCAUAGCUUGAUUACUGCACAGUCAUUGCUUUGGAUUAUAAUAAACUUAACUAUGAAGUGCAUUUUUUUAAUUACAAGAAAAAUAUUUUAUAGUUGCUGCUGAAGUAGCCAUUAAUUUUAGAGGAGCUUCAAGCAUUAGGAGGUGGGAAACACUGGAAGUUGUCAUUUUUCACAUGACUACCUUUAGAUCCCUAGGAGGAAGUAUUGGUCUUAGAAUCAUAAAAAAGGCAGGAACUAAUAUAUACCAUAAGUCACAGGAGAAGAUUUUAGUGGUGCUCUUAAAUGAGACAUUAGAAUAGCACCUUUUAGAAGCACUCUUUGCAGUUGUAUGACGGCCAGAAUCGACUAAGAAUAGUAGUAGAGUUAGGGGUUGAACCUAUCUCUACUCCUUCUAUAUUGUUUCUCCUUUCUAUAUCAGUGAAAUCUAUAAAAAGUAUAAUUUGAAGCACUGAUGAAAAAGGGUACCAAUAACUAAUAAGGGCUUAAGAAGUUAUAAUGAGGGAUUUGGAAAGGGAGAGAACCCAGCAAAAGAAACUAAGGUGUAGUAGAAAGAAUGCUGAGCUCUUGUCAGGAGAUCUGGGUUAAAUCCUACCUCAAUUACUUACCAUUGCUAUGUAACCACAGAUAAGUCUCAGAUGUCGUUUUCUUCUUUAAGAUGGUGAUUAUACUUGCAUUGCUUACCGCAAGGUUGGGAGAAAAGUGCUGUGUAAACUUUUAAGUACUAUGUAAAUAUGAAAUAUUAUUAUCAUCUUAUAAUUAGUUUUUGUAGAAGAAGAUGAGAGCCUGGACAUUUUAACAUAUAAUGAGGCCAGUUCUUUCAUUUUCGCUGUGCAGAGUCAAUAAGUACCAUCUCUGCUCCCUCUGUAUCAUUCUAGUAAUAUAGUUUUAGCUCCUUCUCCAGCCCUUGUUAACUUUCCAAAACCUCAAGGGGGGGAGGGGACAGCAAAAAUUGGCAAUAACAACAAUCUCAGUCUGAGGGGUCAUAAAUCUCUCUUGAAACUCUGUGUAAGUUUGACUUUGGAAUAGAGGAUAUGAAGAGAGCAGAGAUGUGCCUCCUUUGUUCAUUCAGUGAAUGUGCUUUUCCCCUGAAUGGGGGAGGGAGGAAUCAAGCAAACCAAUAUUGGAUUAGGUCUAAUUCUGGUGGGAUAACAACUGGAUUGCUGGCAUUAGUGGAUCUGCCACAGCAACAAUCAGUAAGGCCCACUCAUGUCCAUCAGUAACUAGCAGAUGAGUGUACUGUUCUUGCACUUUCAUUUCAGUUAACUUCAUCCUUAGAGCCAGGGUUUUAUAACCUGAUGCCUAUACAUUUUAGGGGCCCUAUGAAUUUAAGAUAGCAAAUAUAUAUGUAUUGUCAAUGUAAUUAAUUUCUAUUGUAAUUUUUUGUAUCUUACUUGAUUGUUUUAAAACAUUAUUCUGAGGACCAGAUUGAGAAAAGGGUCUACAAUACCAAAAAAAAAAAAAGAUUAAGAACCCCAGCCUUAGAAGUAGUUGGAAUAUGGAAAUGGUUCUUUAAAAAAAUACCUAGUGGUUCUAUGACCUUUUAUAUUCACAAGUUCCCUCCCAAUAAGUGUAGAUUACUACUCACAUUCUUGCCCAUCCUGUGCGGUUUUUGUGUUUGCCUCAGGUGGCUCUCUAGUAUUUUGAAAAACUUUGAUUUCUCUUGACAUUUGGAAGGUACCAGUGGAACUCUCUGGUAGUCUACCUGUAAUCCCUUGCUCUUAACUCUAUGACCAGCUCAAUUCCUCCUCCUAGCAUACAAUUCCUCAGUCAUAAUUUUUUCCUGUUCUUUGGAAUUUUUCUAUCUAGUAAUAAGUGAUUUUUGUCAUGGCAACAGAUAAAACAAGCUUUUUUAAAAAACCUGAUAAAUUGUGUUUAAUGCCCUUUUGUUAUUACCUUGCCAGGUUUAUUGAACACCAUUUUAAUAUGUUGCGCCUGUAAUAAACAAAAACAAACCAGCAGGUCAAAAAUAAAUUAUAACAGAAGUAUAUUCAUUAA